AUGGAGAAACAGAAAGAACAGAAGAAGGAUUUCUGUGCGCAAGUUACUGGUGAGCUUAUGCUGAAGGAGAUCCAAAAGGGCUUCAAUGCUGAGAACAUAGUGUUGUCUCCGUUAUCUUACACUGUCGUACUGAAUAUGACGGCGGCCGAAGCAACGGGACCUACUUUAAAACAGAUGCUUGAAUAUCUUGCAGUUGAGAAGAUCGAUUAUCUGAAUACCAAGUUCUUAGAUAUGGCGGCUAUAGCGACGACCAAUAGUGAUGGGGGUCCUGAUGUGUGCUUCCUUAGCGCACUUUGGGUGGAACAACAACUUCGCCUAAAGAAGUCUUACCAAGAACUUGUCAAGAAUGUCUACAAGACAAGGGCUAAAAGUGUGGAUUUUGAAAAAAAAGGUACAUGGAAAGAUAAUUUUAUUGAAAGGCUCACUCAGAACAAAGAUUUUUACCUACUCAACGGAGACAAGGUUUCAGUUCCUUUCAUGACUGGUUGUCAUAAUUAUUUAUAUGGAUCAUUUGAAAGUUAUCAAGCAGUGAAAAUUUCUUAUGAAAAAGGAAAAGAUGAUAAAAAAGACUUCUCCAUGUACUUCUUUCUUCCUAAUGAAAGGGACGGAUUGCCAAGCUUAUUGAAGAAAGUGAACUCUGAUUCAAACUUCUUUACACAAGAUUUCGAGCUAUGGAAAGAAACCCUUGAUGCAUUUUGCAUCCCAAAGUUCAAAUUCUCAUUCACCACAGAAGAAGGGGAAAAAGCAAUGCAGGAAAUGGGAAUGACACUACCUUUCGAGAAGACUUGCAAGGACCUAACAGAGGUUGUGGAAAAUAAAAAUGUUUCUUUAUAUGUGUCCAUGAUAAUACAGAAAGCAUUUGUAGAAAUUGAUGAGAAAUGUACCGAGGCAGCUGUUGUUACUUUUGAGUCAGAAGAUGAUUUGGGAUGUUGUUUGUAUCAAAGUCCUCCAAAAAAAUUCGUAGCUGAUCAAUCCUUCUUGUUCAUGAUUAGAGAAGAGAUUACAAGGUCGGUACUUUUCACUGGAGCAGUGUUAAAUCCAUUGCUAAAUGGAUCUGAUGAUACUACAACUAUGGCAUGA
Molecule: messenger RNA, 1080 nt
Organism: Nicotiana tabacum (common tobacco)
Lineage: Eukaryota; Viridiplantae; Streptophyta; Magnoliopsida; Solanales; Solanaceae
Source: RefSeq, a predicted model, not a curated record